This is a messenger RNA of Rubroshorea leprosula, 3708 nucleotides long. NCBI's taxonomy places the organism in Eukaryota, Viridiplantae, Streptophyta, Magnoliopsida, Malvales, Dipterocarpaceae. The record is from the annotation of a GenBank genome assembly.
GGUUUCCCUUUCAGUCCCUUCACGUUAUUUGCAAACCCCGUCUUUUUAAACCUCCCCGUUCCUCUCCAUUUCUUGGAGUUUUGAUUGAAAGCUCACAAUUUGGUGUAUAUACUCUUCAACUUCAGUUUCAUGAUGAGCUGAGAAUUUGGUUGGAUGGUCAAUGAUUCUCAAUAUGUGAGGGGGAAAACCAGUAGAAGGACAUAGCCUUGCGUGUCUUCCAUUGGGUGAAAGACCAAUCUUAACUUUUAACUCCUCCAAAAGGGUUACUGUACUUUUAUUGCAUCAGUUUCAGUGGGCAAGCCAGAAAACCAAGCAGUAUGCCUAUAAGGCAGAUGAAGGAGAGCUCAGAACAACACCUUGUGAUCAAAACCCAAUUGCAAAACACCAUGAACCCAGUUGAAAGAACACCCAAAACCUCACAAAGUGGUAAAGGUCCACCAGUUCAAGAGCCUCAAAACACAAAACCCCAUUCUCAAACAUCACCGACAACUAAGAAUAGGGGGAGGAGAAGAGGAAGAGGUGGUAGAAAGUCUGACCAAGGAGAUGUUUGUAUGAGACCAAGUUCAAGGCCUUGUACUGUGGCCCACAAGCCUGUGAAUCCAGCUGGUGAUGUCAUGGCUACUGCCACGGAUGGGUCUAUUGAGGAUGGCGACAGUUUGUGUCAAAUGGAAUUGGGUUUCCCUACCUCUAGAAAGUCUUUAAAUUUUGCAGCUAGGCCUGGUUAUGGGCAGCUUGGGAUAAAGUGUAUUGUGAAGGCAAACCAUUUCUUUGCAGAGUUACCAGAUAAAGACCUGAACCAGUAUGAUGUCACCAUUACUCCUGAAGUGCCAUCAAGAACUGUUAACAGAGCUAUCAUGGCAGAGCUUGUGAGGCUGUACAAAGAAUCAGACCUAGGAAUGAGACUGCCUGCUUAUGAUGGUCGAAAGAGUCUGUACACAGCUGGUGAACUCCCUUUUGCUUGGAAAGAGUUCUUAAUUAAGCUUAUAGAUGAAGAAGAUGGAAUUAAUGGUCCCAAAAGAGAGAGAAAAUACAAAGUUGUAAUUAAGUUUGUUGCACGAGCAAACAUGCACCACCUGGGACAAUUUCUUGCUGGUAAGCGGGCAGAUGCUCCACAAGAAGCUCUGCAGAUUCUUGACAUUGUCUUGAGAGAGCUCUCCAUGAAGAGGUUCUGCCCAAUUGGGAGAUCUUUCUUUUCACCCAAUAUUAGAGCACCACAAAGACUUGGUGAAGGCUUGGAGUCUUGGUGUGGUUUUUACCAGAGUAUUAGGCCUACCCAGAUGGGGCUGUCUCUGAAUAUUGAUAUGGCUUCAGCUGCAUUCAUUGAGCCUCUACCUGUAAUAGAGUUUGUUGCCCAACUUCUGGGCAAGGAUGUACUAUCAAGGCCAUUGUCUGAUUCUGAUCGAGUGAAGGUUAAAAAGGCUCUUAGAGGAGUGAAAGUUGAGGUAACCCACCGAGGGAAUGUGCGGAGAAAAUACCGUGUUUCAGGAUUGACAUCUCAACCUACCAGAGAACUAGUGUUUCCUGUAGAUGACAACUCAACAAUGAAGUCAGUUGUUGAAUACUUCCAGGAGAUGUAUGGCUUCACCAUUCAGCACACACAUUUACCUUGCCUUCAAGUAGGAAAUCAGAAAAAGGCAAACUAUUUACCCAUGGAGGCCUGCAAAAUUGUUGAGGGACAGCGAUAUACAAAAAGAUUGAAUGAGAAGCAAAUUACAAAUCUUCUAAAAGUUACAUGCCAAAGACCAAGGGAUAGAGAAAAUGAUAUUUUGCAGACGGUUCAGCAUAAUGCUUAUUAUCAAGACCCUUAUGCAAAGGAAUUUGGAAUUAAGAUCAGUGAAAAAUUGGCUUCUGUUGAGGCCCGAAUUCUUCCUGCUCCUUGGCUAAAAUAUCAUGAAACUGGAAAAGAAAAGGAUUGUUUACCUCAAGUAGGUCAAUGGAAUAUGAUGAACAAGAAAAUGAUUAAUGGGAUGACUGUAAGCCGAUGGGCAUGCAUUAACUUCUCAAGGAAUGUGCAAGAGAGUGUUGCACGUGGAUUUUGCAAUGAACUUGCUCAAUCGUGCCAAAUCUCUGGCAUGGAAUUCAAUCCAGAACCUGUCAUACCAAUUUAUAAUGCCAAGCCUGAGCAAGUGGAAAAGGCUUUGAAGCAUGUUUAUCAUGUAUCCAUGAACAAAACUAAGGGAAAAGAUUUAGAGCUCCUACUAGCUAUAUUGCCUGACAACAAUGGAUCAUUAUAUGGUGAUCUCAAGCGCAUAUGUGAAACUGAUCUUGGAUUAAUAUCACAAUGCUGUCUCACAAAACAUGUCUUCAAGAUCAGUAAGCAGUACUUGGCUAAUGUGGCCCUCAAGAUCAAUGUUAAGAUGGGUGGGAGAAACACUGUUCUUUUGGAUGCCAUCAGCUGCAGGAUACCAUUAGUUAGUGAUAUACCAACCAUAAUAUUUGGAGCGGAUGUGACUCACCCUGAGAAUGGAGAAGACUCCAGCCCAUCAAUAGCUGCUGUGGUAGCUUCUCAAGAUUGGCCAGAAGUGACAAAGUAUGCUGGUCUAGUUUGUGCUCAAGCCCACAGACAGGAACUCAUACAAGACUUGUACAAAACAUGGCAGGAUCCUGUCCGUGGCACAGUUAGUGGUGGCAUGAUUAGGGAUCUCUUGAUAUCUUUUAGAAAGGCAACAGGGCAGAAGCCGUUGAGGAUCAUAUUUUACAGGGAUGGUGUAAGUGAAGGGCAAUUUUAUCAAGUUCUACUUUAUGAGUUGGAUGCAAUCCGGAAGGCCUGUGCUUCUCUAGAACCAAACUAUCAACCACCCGUGACUUUCAUUGUUGUACAAAAACGACACCACACCCGUCUGUUCGCUAAUAAUCACAGGGACCGAAGCAGCACAGAUAAGAGUGGGAACAUUUUGCCUGGCACGGUCAUUGAUUCUAAAAUCUGCCACCCUACAGAAUUUGAUUUCUAUCUCUGCAGCCAUGCUGGAAUUCAGGGAACUAGUCGUCCAGCACACUACCACGUUCUCUGGGACGAGAACAAUUUUACAGCAGAUGGAAUACAGUCUUUGACAAACAAUCUUUGUUAUACAUAUGCAAGGUGCACUCGGUCUGUUUCUGUUGUUCCUCCAGCAUAUUAUGCACAUUUAGCUGCUUUUCGAGCUCGAUUCUACAUGGAACCAGAGAUGCAAGACAAUGGGUCACAAGGCAGUGGGGGUGCAGGUCAGACCAAACGUACACGGACAGCAGGAGAGUCUGGGGUCCGGCCAUUGCCGGCCUUGAAGGAGAAUGUAAAAAGAGUAAUGUUUUACUGUUAAUCAGUACCAACAAGUGGGAAUAGCCUCCCAUUUCUAAGUUCUAACUUUCCCCUGAUAUAUAUUAGUGAGGAUUCAUGAUGCGUAUCAUUACAAAGUCUUCUGAUUCAGAUCUUUCUUAAAGGUCUUUCAUUCCAGGAUUUCUUGACUCUCUGUGGAAAACACUGAGGGAACCCCACGUGGAUCAAUCGCGCUGGAGUUCCUAUUGAUCAUGGAUGGAAUGUUAAACUAGGCUAUGUAAAGAAACGUUUAUUUAGGAUUCAAUCAAAAUGCAGGAAAUUUUGGCCAUGAUAUCUGGAAACUGUGCACUCCACCCCAUUCUGAAACAUGUGCUACAUAUUUGAGGAGUAAAUAUGUAUAUAUACUAGUUUUUAAGCAUGAGAACUUGGUGCUUUAAUAUACCUAUUUCUCGUAU